Humulus lupulus (European hop) is the source of this 2694-nucleotide messenger RNA. Its product is annotated as probable beta-1,4-xylosyltransferase IRX9H. The transcript has 5 exons. Gene Ontology annotation, biological process: glucuronoxylan biosynthetic process; plant-type secondary cell wall biogenesis. Gene Ontology annotation, molecular function: galactosylgalactosylxylosylprotein 3-beta-glucuronosyltransferase activity; xylosyltransferase activity. Gene Ontology annotation, cellular component: Golgi membrane. The record is from RefSeq and is a predicted model, not a curated record. Bases 776 to 2107 code for a protein of 443 amino acids. Lineage: Eukaryota; Viridiplantae; Streptophyta; Magnoliopsida; Rosales; Cannabaceae.
AAUAUAUUAAAUAAACCAAAUAAUUAUCAUUGUCUGAGUCAUUGUGACAGAGCGCGAUCUGUACAAACUGUAUUUUAAUCACUUUCUCUGUAAAACUGUAUAUUUAUCAAGCCAUGGAGCACUCAAGGGACAAGAAAAGAAAAAGAUUCCGAAACACCUUAGCAGCUUUACCCUCUAUUUGAAUUUUGACCCCAAAAAAUACUUGAGAGAGUCUCUGCCACGCUCGUCAACAUAUCUGGUUGCCCGUGACCGAGGCUAAGCUUCGCUGGUCUCUGGCUUCAGUACUGGCGUAAAACAACGAGUGCCCAUCUUUCAUUGAACGGUAAGUUAGAAAUUGGUCAUGUUGAGAAGGAGGUUGUGUAGAUUAAGGGAUUGGAACGGAGGUUUUGUUCUUUGAGGUUAGAUUUACUUGCGGGAAAAGCUAAUGGUUAUAAUGGAUUAUUGAACAGAUAAUGUUAGCUAUUUGGUGCAUGCAAAACAUGGUAUUUGAAUUAUUACUUAGAGGAUUACAUUCUUUUUGAAAUGCUUAAAAUAAAUUGUCACACUGCUAAAUUUGGAUGUUUCUUUUGUUUGGUCUUGUGCUCAAAUAGGAUUUAAUAGUCUGUUUAAAUGAAGCCUUUGAUUAGGGUCAAGCCAACCAUCUCUUGCACGAAUGUGAGUAAUGGAGUGUUUGUUAUUCAAAAUACAUAUUUAUGAUAAGUGAUUACGAUUUCAAGGAGGUGGAGUGUGAAGUGAGUAAAAACGAAUUUAUUGAUUUUUUUUUUAUUAUCGUUAAAUGGCAUCUAUUAGAAGAACCUUGUCUCCGGUGCCUCGACCUGGAAUUGCAUUGUCUGGGGAAGCCUGUUCUGUUGCUUCUCCACUUUCCAGGUCGUCAACUUGUGCUCAGAGCCAUCCACCAUCCAGUGGAUUUUUUUCUUCUCUAUCCAGCUCACUGGAUUCACAAGCCUUUGUUCUUAGUGUGUUCUCUCCAAGGACUUCAAGGCCCCUUGAAAAGUCCAAACUUAAAGGACAAGUAUGGAGGAAGAUGCUUUUCCAAUUUGUUAUAUGCUUCUUGGUUGGAAUAUUCAUAGGGUUCACUCCAUUUUCCUCGAUUAAUAUUUCCACUAAUCUCAUGUCAAAGCAUCAAGCUUUCUCCUUUGAGGUGAUGUCUACAGUUGGAAAGUUUCAGUCAUAUGAUAGUGUAUCUAGAAGUGAUAUGCCAUUAGACAGUGGGGCUAUGAAGGAAAAUGAUACCUUAGAACCAGAGCCGGUGGAGUCAAAACCAAUAGAUGGUAUGUCUCCAGAUACUAUCGGUAAUGUAUCACUUGUUCAAGAAUCAGAAUUGGAGUUCAGAAAGCUUUUAAUAAUUGUGACUCCGACGCAUGCUUGGCCAUUUCAAGCCUAUCAUCUGAAUCGUUUGGCUCAAACAAUAAAGUUAAUAUCAUCCCCUUUAUUGUGGAUCGUUGUGGAAAUGGCCUCACAGUCCGUAGAAACAGCUGACAUAUUAAGGAGAACCGGGGUUACGUACAGGCAUCUUGUUUGUAACGUAAAUUUAACUGAUGUUAGAGAUAGGAGUGUUCAUCAAAGAAAUGUCGCACUGUCGCAUAUUGAAACUCACCAUCUUGAUGGAAUAGUGUACUUUGCAGAUGACAAUAAUAUAUACUCAACAGAACUUUUUGAGCAAAUGAGGCAGAUAAGGCGAUUUGGGACAUGGGUAGUGGCCAAAGCAUCAGAGAACAAAAUUAACCCAGUACUAGAAGGGCCCGUUUGUAAUGGAACUCGAGUAAUCGGAUGGCACAUGAAUGAAGCAAAAUGGAGAUUUCGGAGAUUUCAUGCUGAAAUAUCAGGGUUUGCCUUUAAUAGUACUAUACUCUGGGAUCCCAAGAGGUGGCACAGACCUAUGCUUGAACCUAUUAGACAACGUCACACAGUCAAGGAUGGUCUUCAAGUAAGCACAUUUAUUGAACAAAUUGUGGAAGAUGAGAGCCAAAUGGAAGGAUUAGAGCAAGAUUGCUCAAGAAUCAUGGUUUGGCGUCUUCAUCUUAAAUCAGCUAACUCUGUAUAUCCUCAUGAAUGGUUCAUGAAGGAAAAUCUAGAUGUCAUUGCUUCCUUUACUAGAAGUUCUUGACAUGAGAGGAGUCCACGUGAAUGACAGGGCCGGAACUAUCAAUUAAGAUUCUUAUUCAGGGAUCAUCGUCAGCUUGUAUGUGCUUACUUGUUGGUAAUCUUUAAUUUCUCUGUGCAUGUUUAGAUGAUACAGCUUGUUUCCUCCUUUCCUAAAUGGUGGUUGAAUUUUUGAAAGCAAAUAUCUCCCUUGAAAGGUGAACACAUUAUCCACUUGCCUAGUUUAUUUGUAUGUUUUUCUCUCAUUUUUUCCCCCAAGAGAAGCAAUUCUAUUCUAGUCGAUGGUCAAAUUGAAAACCAUCUUAAAGCUCAUAAAGUUGUGGAUUUUAUGUUUGCUUUCUUACCACUUUUUUUUUUUUCUUCCUUUGAUCAUACUUUACUCGUUUCCAUUUCUAAUAUUGUAAGAAAAUUUUGAUAAUGUAAUUGGUGCUCCCAGCUUUUGUUAUCUUCUCACACUUUGGCUCUAUUAUGUAUGUGUACCUCAAAAAUGUAAAAUGGGGAAUGAGCUGACAGUAGCUGUUGCCUUGGCCAUGCAAAUUGAACAUGCUUUUACGACACAAUGCAUUCUCGUGCAUUGAUUUGUUUGGCUAA